GGCGGACAUGAUAAAUAAAUAGUCUCAAAGACUAACCUCCGCCAACAAACUGGUCCCUUACCUCACCAUACUCACAGCAAUUGCAGAGUGCGUUGGCUGACUUCUCUACAACCACAGAGUUGAUCAUUGCUGCACGCGGCGCCGCAACCUCGGGUGGGCGCGCCGCGACUCCACCCCGGCACCUCCGGUCGGAGGCCUCUUUUCAACCACCGCCCGCCCCCCCAACGAUGGCACUUUCCAUCCGCUUCCCUUUCUCCGUUGCUUUUGCGCGCCCUCAUUCUUCUCUCCCUUCUCCCUUCUCUUCUGGUUACGCUUUCCUUGCUUCUUGAGGAUCUCUUUACUGUUGCCUUGUCCCCCUCCUUCAUAUUUGUCAUUCCCAAUGGCUCCCAUCACAGAAGAGAUCAUCCAUGGUCUUAAGGAUACCAUCGGCAAGCUUGAGGCUCGCAUUGAAGACCUGGAAGGUCGCCUCACCAGUGAAGUCAAGCCCAAGUCUGUCACUGAGCAGAUGCGCAUCAUUUUGAUGGGACCUCCCGGUGCCGGCAAGGGAACCCAGGCCCCUCGGCUCAAGGAGAAGUACUGCGUCUGUCACUUGGCUACCGGUGACAUGCUGCGGUCCCAGGUUGCCAAGAAGACUGAGCUGGGAAGAGAGGCCAAGAAGAUCAUGGACCAGGGAGGUCUGGUCAGUGAUGAGAUUAUGGUCAACAUGAUCAAGAGUGAGCUCGAGAACAACACCGAGUGCAAAAAUGGAUUUAUUCUUGAUGGCUUUCCUCGCACUGUUGCGCAGGCUGAACGCCUGGACGAUAUGUUGGCCGCGCGCCAGCAGAAGCUCCAACAUGCUGUUGAGCUGCAGAUCGACGAUGCUUUGUUGGUCGCUCGUAUUACCGGACGUCUGGUCCACCCGGCUUCCGGACGCUCGUACCACAAGAUCUUCAACCCCCCCAAGGAGGAGAUGAAGGAUGAUAUUACUGGCGAGCCAUUGAUCCAGCGCUCCGAUGACAAUGCCGACACCCUCAAGAAGCGUCUUGGCACCUACCACGCCCAGACUGCUCCUGUGGUUGAUUACUACAAGAAGACCGGUAUCUGGCGUGGUAUUGACGCCAGCCAAGAGCCUGGUCAAGUAUGGAAGUCGCUCUUGGGGGUUUUCCAAAAACCCUAAGCAGUCAGUUGCUGUAAUCUCCACCAAGAAGGGAGUUGAGUGAUGACCCCGCCUGAUACCAUUUAUCCUAUCACUUUACCCUGGCUGGGAGGAAUAAAUUACGGGAGAGCGACCGGACGUGCAGGACUUUUGCCUUAAAUCUUCUUACCGGUCACGGAUUAUGAUGGGGGAAGGGCCGCAGCAAUCGGACGUGGUACACUGGCAUGUAAAAUGUGGUGUGUCUUUGGUUUCAUAUAUAGAUGAAUACCUUCUGGUAGGGAUUUGUUAUGUACAGUACUGCUUAUUUGAAUGGGAUGGCGCCUUAGGAUAGAAACUGCCAUCUGGCCUAC
Messenger RNA from Aspergillus saccharolyticus JOP 1030-1, 1485 nucleotides. It is a transcript of the gene adk1, whose product is annotated as adenylate kinase ADK1. Gene Ontology annotation, molecular function: AMP kinase activity; ATP binding. Bases 380 to 1156 code for a protein of 258 amino acids. The record is from RefSeq and is a predicted model, not a curated record. Gene Ontology annotation, biological process: ADP biosynthetic process. The transcript is spliced from 4 exons. NCBI's taxonomy places the organism in Eukaryota, Fungi, Ascomycota, Eurotiomycetes, Eurotiales, Aspergillaceae. Gene Ontology annotation, cellular component: mitochondrion; cytoplasm.